AUGUAUUCCAGUCUUUUGGCGAUUGUCGGUGGUCUUUCCACCCUGACAGCCGCUCUGCCCAGCAGCGCUCCCCAAGAGCCUUGUGCCCAGCUCAGCCAUACUUUCAAAGAAUGGAAGUCCGCUUAUCUCAAGAACCCAAUGAGCGUGGACCACUACCUCCCCGGAGACCUUGUCCAUGAAUGCUUGCAGACGAUCCCGUUCGACUCCAAGAGAGCCAUCGAGUUCCUCGCCGAGGCCAGAAAGUACCUGCAGUUCCAGUCCACCACAGAGAUCCUCAAGAACCCCCCGUCUGGAUAUCUGAUGCCCGCAGUCGAUCUGUUUGGUGGCUUGGACUUUAUCGAACAGCAGGCAGCCAACAACAAGUACGCCAGCCAGACCGACUUUGAUGUCGCCAUCCACAACCUGCUCUCUUCGGCCCACGAUGGCCAUCUUAGCAUCCAGGGGAUGUGCUCCCAGUUGCUCUUCAACUACCAGAUUACCAUGCCCGUCGUCUCGGUGUCGAGCGACGGCCUGCAGCUUCCUCAAAUUUACGCCGCAAACGACCUUCCCCUUCUCCGGAACGGCUCGCACCAGGUUUCUCCGGUCGUCAAGGUCGAUGGCGAAGAUGCCGAGACUUUCUUCAAGAGCCAGUCCAUGAAGGCCGGCAACCAAGACCCCGAUGCGCUGUACAACAGCGUCUUCCACACCUUUGCUCGCGGCGGCAUUGGAUCUUCUACCGCCGCUGGUACAUGGACGGUGUCCACCGUCUGGCCCGGGCAGUCCAACUACACCUUUGAAUUCGGCAACGGAACCACUCGCCAGGCCCAGACGGUGGCCGUCCCCAAGUCGAAGAGCUUUGACUACGGGAGUGGCAAGGAGAUCUUCAAGGAUCUUUGCAUCCCCAAGAAGGCAUCUUCCUCGUCCGCCAUUGCCUCUUCGUCCGCCACUCCUGCCUCCUCUUCUUCUGCCCUGCUGUCGGCUACUCCCACUCCCACUCCUUCCUCCGGUGUCUCUGGAAUGCCUGCCCCAACGACGCUCCCCAAGGCAGUUGUGCGCGAGCCCAACAACUUCGUUUCCGGAUACUUCCUCAACGAGAAGGACACUCAGGAUGUGGCGGUUCUCUUGAUUCCCACCUUCGCAGUCAAGACCCCCUACCUGGAAUCCUUUGUCAACUCGACCGCCAAAUUCCUCAAGGAGGCCGCCGCAGCUGGCAAGAAGAAGUUGGUGAUCGAUGUCACUGGUAACGGUGGAGGUCUUGUCGAGCUCGGUCAGAUCUUGUUCAAAUUCCUGUUCCCCAACGCGCCCAUCCAAAAUGCCGGACGCUUCCGUUUCCACGAAGCCAUCAACCUCAUGGGAAAGACAUACGGCUACCUCGACUACAACGACGGGCCAGAAGACUUGAUGGAAAUUAGAAUUCUCAAUGGAUUCGCUCGCACAGCCGCUGUGACUCCGGAUCAGAAACGCGGCUUCAAAACCGUGUCGGAUCUGUAUGGUCCCCACGAGAUCAUGGGCCAGAACGUCUCGAGCCUCUUUUCCAACAACCUCACCUUGACUUCUGAGACACCAGGGCUUGCUCAAGACUACGACAUCACCGCCCCCCUCUUCAAGCCCGAAAACAUUCUUCUCGUCACCGAUGGAUACUGCGCCUCGACCUGCACCAUCUUCAGCGAGAACCUCAAGGACCAGGGCGUCAAGAGCCUCGUCUUCGGUGGCCGACCUCAGGAUGGACCCAUGCAAGCCAUCGGUGGUGUCAAGGGUAGCCAGGCAGCCGAGCAACAGACCUUUGACCUCUUUGUCAGCGAAGCUCAAGGCCUCCAAGCCGCCUCUGUCGAGAACGGCGAGCCUCUUCUCACCCCCGAGGAGAUGAAGCGAUUCAACGAGACUGUUCCCGGUCUGAAGGAUCUCGCCUUGCCUGGCAAGUUCAACGUCAACCUCAAGAACCAGUACGCUUCCGAGGACAGCAUUGUUCCUUUGCAGUUUGUCUACGAGGCCGCGGACUGCCGACUCUUCUACACUGCCGAGAACAUUCUCCGUCCUGGCACCAGCUGGGCCAAGGCUGCUCGCACUUUCUGGGGCAAUGGCAAGUGUGUGGCUGGUUCGUCUGACAAGGCGACUCCUUCUGGAAAGCCUUCCAGUUCGGCCACCGCUUCUGCUACUCCUAGUAGCACUGCUUAG
This is a messenger RNA of Aspergillus wentii DTO 134E9, 2154 nucleotides long. RefSeq names its product peptidase S41 family protein. Gene Ontology annotation, biological process: proteolysis. Lineage: Eukaryota; Fungi; Ascomycota; Eurotiomycetes; Eurotiales; Aspergillaceae. Gene Ontology annotation, molecular function: serine-type peptidase activity. The record is from RefSeq and is a predicted model, not a curated record. The transcript has 2 exons. The coding region runs from base 1 to 2154 and encodes 717 amino acids.